CGAGCCGACGAUGGAGGACGCGAGGUCCCUUCUCCCGUACGCCACCGUGGACUCCUCGCUGCGCGCCCUGGCCGGGCAGGCCGAGGGCUUCGGCCGGCACGCCAUCGGCGGCCUCCACGGCGACGUCUACCACGUCACCACCCUCGAAGACGACGGGCCGGGCUCGCUCCGGGAGGGAUGCCGGAGGCCCGAGCCGCUGUGGAUCGUCUUCGACGUGUCCGGCAGCAUCCGCCUCUCCUCGGGCGUGCGCGUGUCGUCCUACAAGACCGUCGACGGGCGCGGGCGGCGCGUGAGGCUCGCCGGCCGGGGCCUGGAGCUCCGGGAGUGCGAGCACGUGAUCGUGUGCGGGCUGGAGAUCGCGGGCGGCCGCGGGCACGACGCCGACGCGCUGCAGAUCAAGCCCCGGUCCCGGCACGUCUGGGUCGACCGCUGCACCCUGCGCGACUUCGCCGACGGCCUCGUCGACGUCACCAACGGCAGCACGGACGUGACAGUCUCGCGGUGCCACCUCGCGGCGCACGACAAGGCCGUGCUCGUCGGGGGCAGCAGCGCCCACGUCGAGGACCGCGGCAUCCGGGUCACCAUCCACCACUGCUUCUUCGACGGCACGCGGCAGAGGCACCCGCGCGUCAGGUUCGGCAGGGUGCACCUCUACAACAACUACACCAGGGGAUGGGGCAUCUACGCUGUCUGCGCCAGCGUCGAAUCACAGAUUAUCUCCCAGUGCAACAUUUACGAGGCGGGGGAGAAGAAGAAUGUCUUCAGGUACAUGGAAGAACAGGCAUUAGACAAAGAUCAAAUCUCGAGCGGGCGCAUCCGGUCCGAAGGCGACCUGUUCCUGAAUGAUGCACAGCAGUGCGCCGCCGAUGCUGCAGGAGAUGAGCUGUGGGACUUCGAGGUCCAGGACUUCUACCAGUCGUGUUCGGUUCAGCCCACGUCAAUGGCGCUCAAGGUGCUCCUGCAGUGCUGCACCGGCUGGCAGCCGAUUCCGUUGCCACCAGAUGUCUCCUCCACAGAAGGUGCUGCUGACCUUGCUGAUCCUACGGCCUGA
Panicum hallii is the source of this 1051-nucleotide messenger RNA. Its product is annotated as putative pectate lyase 21. NCBI's taxonomy places the organism in Eukaryota, Viridiplantae, Streptophyta, Magnoliopsida, Poales, Poaceae. Gene Ontology annotation, molecular function: pectate lyase activity. Bases 11 to 1051 code for a protein of 346 amino acids. The transcript has 4 exons. The record is from RefSeq and is a predicted model, not a curated record.